GGAAUCCAACAGAGAGAAAUCCUGCUCGACCUGAUUGGGAGAUCAGCUCGUAUAUAUUCGAGGCUCACAGCUAACAGAAGCUUUAAAUCUCUCCAGGAGUCGACUACAGGUGAACACACAGGUGUGCCAGAUUGAAUAUUUUAUUAUUUAAAGAUGUCUAUUUUACCCGACGAUGCGGUGUUUGCUGACUUCAGAAAGCAGUGUUUAUCUACCGACAACUGGAUCAACAGGUAUGAUAAGCAUGGGAUGCAAGUGUGGGUCGAAAGUGCUCCUACAAAUAAAGGAAAUAACGUCCCCAAAGUCCACAAGAUCAAGUGUAAAAUGACAAUCAAAGAUGUAUCAGCUGCCACCAUGUACGACGUCCUUCAUGACAGCUCUUACCGCAAGAAGUGGGACCCAGCCAUGUUGGACAGUUUUGACAUUGCUCGUCUCUCUGCUAACGCUGAUGUGGGCUACUACUCAUGGGUUUGUCCAAAGCCCAUAAAGAACAGAGAUGUGGUGAGUCUGCGUUCAUGGCAGGUGACGGAAGAAGAGUUCACCAUCAUGAACUUCUCAGUCAAACACCCGGAGUAUCCUCCUCGCCGCGACAUCGUGAGGGCCAUCUCCAUCCUCACCGGAUACCUGAUCAAGCCCACAGGACCAACCAGCUGCACUUUCAUUUACCUUUCACAAGCUGACCCCAAAGGUUCUCUUCCCAAGUGGGUGGUAAACCAAGGCUCUCAAGUUCUGGCUCCACGGGUGAUGAAGUGUGUACACAAGGCGGGACAGAACUACCCAGAGUGGAAAGCGCAGAACUCUCCUGACCUCAAGCCCUGGGUGAACCCGGAGCAGAACAUCCUGCCCAUGAUGGACCCCGGCGUGCUGUCGAUACAGAGAGCCAGCUCGCUGGAAAACGUGGACGAGAGCACCAAGGUGGCCGAUCAGCUGGAGAGCGAGGACAGCAGUUAGAUCGCAAUAAAGUGACGGGAAGAGGA
Messenger RNA from Sebastes umbrosus (honeycomb rockfish), 974 nucleotides. It is a transcript of the gene stard14, whose product is annotated as START domain containing 14. The coding region runs from base 154 to 948 and encodes 264 amino acids. The record is from RefSeq and is a predicted model, not a curated record. The transcript is spliced from 6 exons. Gene Ontology annotation, molecular function: lipid binding. NCBI's taxonomy places the organism in Eukaryota, Metazoa, Chordata, Actinopteri, Perciformes, Sebastidae.